UUCCUUCUUCGUUCCCUUUUCCCUUCUCGGACAAACCCGCAACUCAGCUCAACUUCAAUUUCUCAGGAUCAUCUCUAGUUUUUAUUUCUCAUUAUGUCUGGGUCUGGCGAAGAGGAAGAAAAUGCUGCAGAGCUCAAAAUUGGAGAUGAAUUUUUGAAGGCCAAGUGUUUAAUGAACUGUGAAGUGGCACUUAUCCUUGAUCGGAAAUAUGAGCAGCUCCAGCAGAUGUCUGAGGAUCCUAUGAAUCAAAUUUCUCAAGUAUUUGAAAAAUCAUUGCAGUAUGUGAAGCGCUUUAGCCGCUGCAAAAAUCCUGAUGCUGUUAGGCAGGUUCGAGAAAUCCUUAGCAGAUACCAGUUGGCUGAGUUUGAGCUUUGUGUACUUGGAAACCUUUGCCCUGAAACUGUGGAGGAAGCUAUAGCUAUGGUGCCAUCUAUUAAGACCAGAGGACGGGGGCUUGAUGACGAGGCUAUUGAGAAAAUGUUAAAUGACCUCUCUUUGAUAAAGAAAUUUGAGUAGUACUCUUCCACUUUUCUCCUAUGAUUAUUAAAUGUAAUCUUAUUAUAAACAUUAUCUUAUACACUGGUGUUCAGAGGAACUUGUAUACUGUUGACAUGCCAAAACGCUUAAGAACACACUGAACCAGUGUAAAUUGGGUAUUGCAGAUCUUAAUUCUAUUUGGAAGCAUGAGGUUUUGAUCACAUGUUAGACAGUUUGUUUAACAUUCCUGAUGUCUUGCCCAUUAAGUAUCGAUGCGCUUGAUGA
Telopea speciosissima is the source of this 762-nucleotide messenger RNA. Its product is annotated as DNA-directed RNA polymerase II subunit 4. The record is from RefSeq and is a predicted model, not a curated record. The transcript is spliced from 7 exons. Gene Ontology annotation, molecular function: translation initiation factor binding; nucleotide binding. Bases 94 to 516 code for a protein of 140 amino acids. NCBI's taxonomy places the organism in Eukaryota, Viridiplantae, Streptophyta, Magnoliopsida, Proteales, Proteaceae. Gene Ontology annotation, biological process: transcription initiation at RNA polymerase II promoter; nuclear-transcribed mRNA catabolic process, deadenylation-dependent decay; positive regulation of translational initiation. Gene Ontology annotation, cellular component: P-body; RNA polymerase II, core complex.